UUGAGUCACGCCUUUAUCGGUCAACACCUUCUGACGCUUGCUGCUGCUCUGCUACGUCCGGCGCGGUCGGAAGCGCUGCGCUCCGCGGCGGGCGGCGCUCGGCGCAUCGCCAGUGCCAGCGGUGGCCGCUCCGCGCGUGAUUUUCCGAAGCCGCUCAGGUAAGCCGGCCAGCGGCCAGUGGCGAUUGAGUAGCGCGCAGCGUGACGUAACCUGGCGAGCGCUGGCGGCGGCGAGUGCUCGAGCGCGCCGCUCGGCCCGAGCUCGAGCGCGGGCAGCGCGGCGACGAGCAGGAGCGAGCCGCAGUGGUUACAUGUUCGAGGCGAGGCGCGCUGCGAACGGGGCCGCAUGAAUAUACAUAACAGCUUCGUGGACACGAGCCAGAGUCUACGACUCGAUCGCUACUUGAUUCGCUGCUAAGUGCGCCGCGCGACCGCCAGCGAGCGGGCCAGAAAAAACUCGGCUAGCUGCACACCUUGACGGCUCGCCUUGCUUACGUUACGUCAAGACCAAGACUGCCGCGUUGCUCGUCGACGUUGCGCGCGCGUCUCCGCGGUGCGUAUCGUCGGUGUUCGGUUUGCGCUCUCGGCUCGCUCGACCGGGGCCCGCACUCGCCUCGCCUCCUGCCCAGCGGCCAGCGGCGCGGCUACGCUUUCGAAUGCUGCCUCGUCUCGCGCCUUGUGGCUCCCGUCGGCAAGCUAGUCCGCGCGCGACCGUCGCGCCCCUCCCGUCGCGUGGUCGCGUCUCGAUUCUCGGCUACUUAUUCGUUGACCCGCUCGGCAGGAUACCCGCGAUGUCAUCCACGUCGUUGUACGGCUGUACCACAAGCCUCGAGUAAUGAGCCACUGCCAUGGUGCCACUGCCCAAUGCUCGUGGAAACUAUUUUUGGUAUAGCCUCCAUGCUACUCUUCGUACCACGUGUUGUCACCUCGCCCAACUUUGCACACUGCUGCCAUCUGUGAGAUAACGUUCACAAAACAUGGUCGAAACUGGCUUAGGUUGAAAUUUCCAUCAAGCAAGGCAAAGCAAACUGCAAAGCUACAUCCAUCAAUAAACAUCACCUAACCUAUCAACUCGCACGCGAUAGUUCCACAGCUUUCAUCAUUGACAAAUCUAAAAUGAAACUCAAUAAAGGCAAAGCUGUGGAGAAGAUGGCCAAGCAACAUGUUGCCAAGAAAAAGAAGAAGAAAAAUAUAGGGCAAGUUACCACGGACGACUUUUUCAAUCAGGACUUUGAAAACAUGGAUCUGAGCGACAGCGAGGACGACAAAAUGGAGCCAGUAGAACAAUUGGUACCGGCUAAAAAGAUUAAAAAGCACGAGAAAAAAUCAGCAGGAACCGACGCGGAGUACGAGACCGUUGAUGAAGACGAGAGGAAACCGGAGAAGAAGAAGAGAAGAACGAAGAAAAGACCUGCUGCAAAGACAACCGAUGAUUUGUCGGACAGCGCUGACAGUGAUUUGGAUCCAGCUGAGCACAGGAAAUCUCUUAUGAAAUUGAAGGACAUUGAUCCUGAAUUUUUUAAAUACCUGAAACAGAAUGAUACCAAGCUCUUGGACUUUAAUGUAUCUGACCAAGAGAAUGUAUUAUCUGAAGAUGAUGAUGAUGAUGAUGAUGAUCUGAGACACAUUCCCGAUGGAGAAUUGGAGGUUGGAAGCGAUGAGUCAGAUUACGAACCAGCUGAUGAUGAAUCAAUGGAAAUUUCCAGUGAUUCUACAAAAGUUACAUUGAAAUUACUUAAGGAUUGGCAGACAGAAAUACAAGUGGAUAAGUCUUCUAAAACUAUUAAAUACGUAGUCGAAGCUUUUCAUGCUGCACUGGAAAGUAUUAGUGAUGCUGAGCAUAAGACAACACAGUACAAAGUGGAAGGAGGAGCAAUUUUUAACGGUAUCAUUCAGUUAUGUAUUAUGCAGCUUCCAGAUGCUUUCAAAAAAUUUUUGAAAAUUGGAGACCAAACUAGUUUUGAAGCUCAUAAAGCUAAGAGAUUUCCAAAGGUUAAAGGUGUUCUCAAAUCUUAUUUAGCCAGUCUCAUCAAGGUUUUUGAGAGUGUCUCAUCUCCUGACAUCGUCUCAGUUUUACUAAAACAUUUGCACUCUAUGUUACCGUUUACUCAAUCUUUCUCAUCACUUCGUAAACCACUUUUACGAAUUUUACUCAAAUACUGGUCCUCUGCAGAUGAAGAAAUUGUACGUGUAGUAGCAUUUCUCUGUAUCGUAAAAAUUGCAACCACCUGCAAAUCUGCAGUUCUCAAUGGAUUACAAAAGACUAUGUAUAUCAAAUACGUAGAAAAUGCCAAAUUCGUUUCGCCAAAUACCCUACCAGGAAUAAAUUUUAUGCGUCGAUCUCUUGUCGAACUCUAUAUGCUCGAUACUGACUGCACUUAUCCCAACGCAUUUUUGUACAUUCGGCAACUUGCUAUCCAUCUGCGAAAUGCACUGACUUUGAAGAAAAAGGAACAUUUCCAAGCUGUGUAUAAUUGGCAGUACAUUAAUUCUUUGUGGUUUUGGGCGGACCUCAUACCCGUAUCAAAGAAACAUUCAAUGUUGAGGAAUUUGAUUUACCCGCUUGUUCAAAUAAUUAUUGGUGUAAUCAAAUUGAUUCCCACCAUUUAUUACUAUCCGUUGCGGUUCCAUUGUGUAAAAAUGCUCAUCAACAUAUCUCGACAAGCAAAUGUAUUCAUUCCAUCAUUACCAUUUUUGACAGAGAUACUGGUUCAAUACGAUUUUAACCGGAAACACAAAGCCGUGUCGAUGAAACCCAUUUCAUUGAUGUGCAUGCUCCGAGUAUCCAAGAGUCAAGCACAGGAAAAUGGCUACAAGGACGCGAUAAUCGAAAAUCUGUACGAAUUGAUAAUGGAAAGUGCCGCCAAAGACAGCCACACCAUUUACUUUGCAGACUUGUAUUUAGUCACGAUAACGAGGUUGAAGAACUUUUUGAAAAAGUGUCACGUAGUCAACUACACACGGAGAAUGAAGCAACUAUUGGACAGGAUCGAGGAAAACCGCAAGUUCAUCGAGAACGAGCGCGCGAAGCGUACUUUCAACCUGGCGGACCUUGCCGACGUGGAACUAUGGGAACAGAAGAUUAAGACCGGGGGCACGCCCAUCGGAAAGUUCUACGAGUCGUGGAUUAAGGUGCACGAGCAAACGAAGUUGAAAAUGCUGACACAGAAUGAAACUAUGGCGGCGGACUUUAAGGUACCGUCGAUCAAGAGGAAGGCCAAAAGAGUCGAACGGGACAGCGAUGAAGACAGCGAGUUAGAAAUUCCUGCUGAGGAAAUGGAGAGGCGACUGAAAAAGGAAGCUAAAAAGUCAAAGCGGAAAGCGAAGAAAGCUAAGAAGUCUAUGGACGACGAGGAGGAGCUGCCAUUGGAGAGUAGCGACUUGGUGCAAGACAUCAAGAGUAGUGACUGGGACUGAGGCGUUGUUCAGCACCUUCAUGUACAAAGUGUUUUUAUACUUGCGUAAACUUGCACCAUUUGACUUUCGUUUUUUUUUUCGCGCACAUUGUUUACUUUUGUUUUGUUUCUUUACCUCUUUUAUACUCGUAACUGUUGCAAUUCAUAUUCUAGCGUGUAAGGUUCAGAAAAGACCGUUGAAUAAAAGCCAUUAUUUUGA
Phymastichus coffea is the source of this 3614-nucleotide messenger RNA. It is a transcript of the gene Noc2, whose product is annotated as nucleolar complex protein 2 homolog. Gene Ontology annotation, molecular function: histone binding; transcription corepressor activity. NCBI's taxonomy places the organism in Eukaryota, Metazoa, Arthropoda, Insecta, Hymenoptera, Eulophidae. Gene Ontology annotation, biological process: negative regulation of transcription by RNA polymerase II; ribosomal large subunit biogenesis. Gene Ontology annotation, cellular component: nucleoplasm; nucleolus; Noc1p-Noc2p complex. The transcript has 13 exons. The record is from RefSeq and is a predicted model, not a curated record. Bases 1116 to 3416 code for a protein of 766 amino acids.